Molecule: messenger RNA, 456 nt
Organism: Striga hermonthica
Lineage: Eukaryota; Viridiplantae; Streptophyta; Magnoliopsida; Lamiales; Orobanchaceae
Source: the annotation of a GenBank genome assembly
AUGACGGAGGCUGUGAUAAGGAAGAAGGCCGGGAUGGCGAGCGUGAAGGAUAUGCCGGUUUUGCAGGACGGUCCGCCGCCGGGCGGGUUCGCUCCAGUCCGAUUCGCUCGGCGGAUCCCUAACACGGGACCAAGUGCCAUGGCCAUUUUCUUCGCCGCUUUUGGGGCCUUCUCAUGGGGGAUGUACCAGGUCGGCAAAGGCAACAAGAUCCGCAGGGCACUGAAGGAAGAAAAAUAUGCUGCUCGGAGGGCCAUAUUGCCUAUGCUUCAAGCUGAAGAGGACGAAAGAUUUGUGAAAGAAUGGAAGAAAUAUCUGGAAGAGGAGGCAAGAAUCAUGAAAGACGUUCCCGGUUGGAAGGUUGGGGAGAGUGUUUACCACUCGGGAAGAUGGAUGCCUCCUGCUACUGGGGAGCUCCGUCCUGACAUCUGGGACGUCAUACCCUGGCGCCAUGACUGA